AUGCUCCUCUGGGUAAGGCUCCUGGCCUGGCUCCGGCUGCCCUGGAUGCCCCCCAGGCUUCAUGGAGAGACUGGCCUUUCUGCAGGGCCUGGGGAGGACUUGGGGCUGCCUCCCCGACACUGCCCAGAACUCUCCUUGGCUUCUUCUCCACGUUCGUUUCCUUCAGGUCACUCAGCUGAAGGCCCAACAGCCCCCUUCUCUCUCCUCCAUCCCCUUCCUUUUGCUGGCCCUCCCCUAGCUCCCCACCUGUGCCCCACCAUGGCCAGUCUGGACCCUACCUCCCUCCCAGAGACCACCAGCUGGCACGAGAGCAGACUGGCCAGUGGGCUAGAGUCUAGGCCUGACCCAGAGGCCAGGAGAGGACGGAGGGUGGGGAGGGGGGACCCGCGCCAGCCCCUCGUCCGCGGCAUCUGA
Molecule: messenger RNA, 414 nt
Organism: Rangifer tarandus platyrhynchus (Svalbard reindeer)
Lineage: Eukaryota; Metazoa; Chordata; Mammalia; Artiodactyla; Cervidae
Source: the annotation of a GenBank genome assembly